UCUAGCGCGCACGCGCGGAAUUAAAGUACAAUGCGCUUGGCAAGUUCUUUUUUAUGUAUGCAACCAGUAAUGACAAUAAUAAUUGUGCUUUAGUUGAUAAAUUCUAUUGAGAGAUGAAUUGUAUAACGUCACGGCGGUGAUUAAAUUAAAAAUAUGUAUUGCAAAUUAGCAAGAUGUUUUUAUAGGACAGAUGCAGUGAGAGCUUUAAGUAUGGGUGAAGUAUCCACUGCACUUAGACCUUUUUAUUUUACUGUUCAUCCUGAUCUUUUUGGACAGUAUCCCACACAAAGGACUGUAAAUGAAAAUUCUUUGAAACAGCUAAGCUCGAUUUUAGAAACUCUUCAACAGCAAAGACCUAUAAGACCUACAAUAUUGCCAUUUUACUUACGUUCAAAAGAUGAAAAAGAUCUGAAGGCUGGGAAAUUUACAUUAGUUAAAAUACAACUUAAUGAAAAAGAUUUAAGGAAAACAAUUCGUUCUAUCCUACAGACAUGUGAUUUGCCUACAACAUUUGUGGAUAAAAUAGAAGAGAAAUCAUUGAAUACACAGUUUCAGUCAUCAUAUAACUCAAAAUAUUGGCAAAGUAAAUAUAGUUCAGGAGAAAAGUUAGAUUUUUCUGAAUUAGAAAAUGAUCCUAUUUAUGCUUCGAUUAUUAUGAAAAGAAAAUUAAAUAUUGAACCAGAUACACUGAAAGCAUAUCUUGAAAAACACAUAAAUGAAGUACAUGUAAAGUUAGAAGCAUGUAAAUCAGUAAGAGAAGAGGUGAAAAAAUUGGUUAAAGCAUUAUGUUUGGACUUAGGUCUAAAAAAUAUUAUAUGGGAUUGUGGUUGGAAUAUUGCUCAUUAUAGAGGUUGUUUAUUAGCUUUUCAAGCAUUAGCAGAACAUCAUCCAGAACCAAUGGAAAUUUUGAAAGGCAGGACAUUAAUAUUUGCUAAUGACACUGGAAUAAAUUUAGAAGGAAGUGUGAUGCUAAGCUCUGGCGAAGUGAGGCAUAAUUGGCUUGAUCUGAUAAAAAAUGUACAGAAGUAUGAUACUAUAUUGCAAAGAUUGCCAGCUUUUGAAAAGGCGAUAUCCACGGUCCUUCUUGAUAUUAAAGUGGGAAGACGGGUACUCUAUAUGUGCAGGAAAUUCAUGCCUAAAGUAAUGGCUGGUCAGUAUGAACGUCAACUACGACAACUUACGACUACACUAUCCGAUUAUCGAGGAAAGAGACAUUAUCCAGAUGUUUGGCCAGCAAAUUUGUCUGCAUAUGAGAUAGUAAUAGAAGCUGAAGCAGGCCCUUUAAUGCUUUCUCCAACUGGACAGUUUAUUGUACCAUCCUCUUGUCCAAGUCUUUUGCUGGUCAGUUUUAUUACAGAAAAUUUAAGCGAAGCUACCAAAAGAUUGCAUCAUUAUAACAAUAUAAAACAUGUAGAACGAGAACUUCAUCAAAAGGUUAUCAAAGAGUUAGGCUUGAUUAGUCUUAAUAAAGAUGAUAGCAUUACACCAGAUUUGAUGAUACAAUGCUGUGAACGAUUGCUCAUGCACAAAAAACCAUUAGCUCCCUUAUUAGAUGGUAUAAUGCUUUGGGUAACACAUUAUUACUCUGUUAUGAGCGAUGGUGUAUUAUGUAUACCAUGGGAUUGGAAGCUUUAAUUUAAUGUAAAUUAGGAUAAAAAAUAAUGUCAAUUUAUACAAAUAUAUCUGUUGAUUACAAUCUAA
Molecule: messenger RNA, 1701 nt
Organism: Vespa crabro (European hornet)
Lineage: Eukaryota; Metazoa; Arthropoda; Insecta; Hymenoptera; Vespidae
Product: T-cell activation inhibitor, mitochondrial
Exons: 8
Coding region: 154-1635 (493 amino acids)
Cellular component (GO): mitochondrion
Source: RefSeq, a predicted model, not a curated record